Messenger RNA from Pogona vitticeps (central bearded dragon), 5555 nucleotides. It is a transcript of the gene COL3A1, whose product is annotated as collagen type III alpha 1 chain. Gene Ontology annotation, biological process: extracellular matrix organization. NCBI's taxonomy places the organism in Eukaryota, Metazoa, Chordata, Lepidosauria, Squamata, Agamidae. The record is from RefSeq and is a predicted model, not a curated record. Gene Ontology annotation, molecular function: extracellular matrix structural constituent conferring tensile strength; protein binding.
AAAGCUGAGGAAUGCCUGUGGCUGCGUUCUGUACAGGGCCCGGUGGCUGACAGGGCAGGAAACCGUUGAUGGUGCUCUCUUGUUUUUAAUUUCCCCCUUCUUUUUUCUCUUUUGCACAUAGAGUCUCAUGUCUAAUACGAUUUAGACAUGAUGAGCUGUGUGCAGGGAGCCUUUUUGAUCUUCCUUGCUGUGUGGCAAUCCUCAGUUAUUUUGGCACAACAAGAUGUUGUCCUAGGUGCAUGUACCCACCUUGGCCAAGUGUAUGCCGACAGGGAUGUGUGGAAACCAGAACCAUGCCAAAUCUGUGUGUGUGACCAAGGAUCUGUUCUUUGUGAUGACAUCAUAUGCGAUGAACAGGAAUUAGAUUGCCCCAAUCCGGAAAUUCCAUUUGGAGAAUGUUGCCCAGUUUGUCCGCAGCCAACGACCCCUCCUCCUAAUCCUUCUGGUCCUGUACAACAAGGUCCUCAAGGCCCCAGGGGAGAUCCUGGUCCACCUGGUACUCCUGGAAGAAAUGGCUCCCCUGGUCUACCUGGCCAGCCAGGAACCCCAGGCAACCCUGGACCGCCCGGAGUCUGCCAAAACUGCCCCAGUGUCGGUGGAGGACAACCUCAGUAUGAGUCCUAUGACACCAAGUCCGGAUCUGGACCGUACCCUCUUGUACCUGCAGCUCCUGGCCCACCUGGUCUUCCUGGUCCCGUUGGUCAACAAGGCCCACCUGGACCCCCUGGAUACCAAGGUCCUCCUGGUGAACCUGGACAAGCUGGCAGCCCAGGCCCCGUUGGUCCACCAGGAAUGAUUGGUCCACCUGGCCCCUCUGGAAAAGAUGGAGAAUCUGGCAGACCUGGCAGACCUGGUGAACGUGGAUUGCCUGGCCCUCCUGGCCACAAGGGUCCAUCUGGUAUGCCUGGAAUGCCUGGGAUGAAAGGUCACAGGGGUUUUGAUGGGAGAGAUGGUGCCAAAGGUGAUGCUGGUGCUCCUGGUUUAAAGGGUGAAAAUGGUCUUCCUGGAGAAAAUGGAUCCCCUGGACCAAUGGGUCCAAGAGGUCAACCUGGUGAAAGAGGAAGACCAGGACUUCCAGGAACUGCUGGUUCUCGUGGUAAUGAUGGUUCUCCUGGAGCAGCUGGCCAACCUGGCCCUCCAGGCCCUCCUGGACCUUCAGGAUUUCCAGGUUCUCCAGGUUUCAAGGGUGAAACUGGCCCUUCUGGGCCCCCAGGCUCCAGUGGGCCUCCUGGGCCAAGAGGAGAACCUGGUCCUCAAGGGCAGACCGGUGGCGUUGGUCCUCCUGGUCCUUCAGGACGUGAUGGAAGCCCGGGUGCAAAAGGUCUACCAGGCACUGCUGGCAUUUCUGGCCCUCCAGGGCUAAGUGGAGCCCGUGGUCCUCCUGGCCCACCUGGGACGAAUGGAAUCCCUGGACAAAGAGGCCCAUCUGGUGAACCUGGCAAGAAUGGAGCAAAAGGCGAGCCAGGACAACGAGGUGAACGUGGAGAAAAUGGUACCCCCGGUUCCGCUGGACCUCCAGGGGAAGAAGGCAAGGCUGGAGCACCAGGCCAGCCAGGCACAAAUGGUUUGCCUGGGACCCCAGGAGAAAGGGGUGCCCCCGGUUUCCGUGGUCCUGCUGGUAGCAGUGGACCUCCUGGCGAAAAGGGUGCUCCUGGUGAACGAGGUGGUCCCGGAAGUCCUGGGCCUAGAGGAAUUCAGGGUGAAUCCGGUCGAGAUGGAAGCCCUGGUCUUCCAGGAAUGAGAGGCUUAACAGGAAGUCCAGGAGCCCCAGGAUCAGAUGGAAAACCAGGCCCUUCUGGCCCGCCAGGAGAAUCAGGGCGAAGUGGUCCUCCAGGCCCAGCAGGUCCACGAGGUCAACCAGGUGUGAUGGGUUUCCCUGGUCCAAAGGGUAAUGAGGGUGCACCAGGUAAAAAUGGAGAAAGAGGUUCUCCUGGACCUCCUGGAGGACAGGGUAUACCUGGAAAGGACGGUGAAUCAGGAGCCCAAGGUCCCCCAGGACCUGCUGGCCCUACAGGUGAAAGAGGAGAACCAGGAGCAAUCGGGCCCCCAGGAUUCCAGGGACUGCCUGGCGGCGCAGGACCACCUGGAGAGAAUGGAAAACCCGGAGAAGCAGGUCCAAGAGGUGAAAAUGGAGCACCAGGACUCCCAGGAUCGAAGGGUGAAAACGGCAUCCCGGGUGAACGAGGCGGACAAGGUCCUCCAGGAACCCCAGGAGUUAGAGGAGGUGUUGGCCCAGCUGGACCAGAAGGCGCAAAAGGUCCUCCUGGCGCACCAGGUCCCCCUGGCAAUAUGGGACCACCGGGAUUGCAGGGAAUGCCUGGAGAGAGAGGAGGUUCUGGAAAUCCUGGACCCAAAGGGGAUAAGGGUGAGCCUGGUGGAAGAGGUGGAGAUGGUUUACCUGGGAAAGAUGGAUUAAGAGGUCCUGUUGGAUCCAUCGGACCCCCUGGCCCUGCUGGCCAACCUGGUGACAAGGGAGAGUCUGGCCCAGCUGGUCCUCCUGGCCCAACAGGUGCCCGUGGUGGUCCCGGCGACAGAGGUGAACAAGGUCCCCCUGGUCCCGCCGGCUUCCCAGGAGCUCCUGGACAAAAUGGAGAGCCUGGUGGAAAAGGUGACAAAGGCCCUGCUGGUGAACGAGGUGAAGCCGGCCCCCCAGGGGCUGCUGGUCCACCCGGAGGCCCUGGUUCACCAGGUCCUGCAGGUCCACAAGGAGGAAAAGGAGAACGUGGGUCCCCAGGCCCCCCAGGUCAGGCUGGCUUUCCUGGAAGUCGCGGCUUACCUGGUCCUCCGGGUAACAAUGGUAGCCCAGGGCAACCUGGCAAUGCAGGCCCCGCAGGCAAAGACGGCCCUCCUGGUCCCUCUGGUUCUACCGGUGCUACUGGCCCCCCUGGUGCUGCAGGUCCAAAAGGUGAGCCUGGCCAGCCAGGUGAAAAAGGUCCAGCAGGUGCAAGAGGAGAACCGGGUUCACCUGGUCCUUCAGGAUUUCCGGGCCCAUCUGGACAACGUGGUAUUGUUGGACUGCCAGGCGGGAGAGGUUUGCCCGGCCCUGCUGGUUUAGCUGGUCCAAGGGGUGAAGAUGGCAAACCAGGAACCAAUGGCAGCCCAGGAGAACGAGGCCCUCCGGGACCACAAGGUCCCUCUGGCAUUAGUGGACCUCCUGGAGAGUCAGGCAGAGAUGGUAACCCUGGAUCAGAUGGUGUGCCAGGUCGUGAUGGAUCACCAGGACCAAAGGGUGAUCGUGGUGAAAAUGGUUCUCCUGGUCUACCUGGGGCUCCAGGCCAUCUUGGUCCCCCCGGUGCUCCUGGUGCAGCUGGAAAACCAGGCGACAGAGGGCAGCCAGGAUCUGCUGGUCCAGCUGGCCCCGCUGGCCCUGCCGGCGCUCGUGGUGCUCCCGGUCCCGCUGGUCCACGUGGUGAUAAAGGUGAAGCUGGUGAACGUGGUCUCAAUGGAAUCAAGGGUCAUCGAGGAUUCCCUGGUAACCCAGGACCCCCUGGUCCAUCUGGGGCAUUGGGUCCUCAAGGUCCAAACGGAAGCCCAGGACCUGCAGGUGCUAGAGGUCCCCCUGGACCAAGUGGGCCCCCUGGAAAAGAUGGAACAAGUGGCUACCCCGGUCCCAUUGGCCCACCAGGUCCUCGUGGAAACAGAGGCGAAUCUGGUCCUGCGGGUAUACCUGGUAACACUGGUCCUCCAGGUCCUCCUGGUCAACCUGGAGCUCCUGGUCCUUGCUGCGGUGGUGCUGAAGCUGCUGGUCUCCAAGGUUUUGAAAAAGGACCGUCCUACUACCGAGACCAGCCACCUGAGGACAAAAUUGCCAUGAGUGAUGUUAUAACUUCACUGAAAUCAAUCAACAACCAGAUUGAAAACAUCGUCAGCCCUGAUGGCUCACGGAAGAACCCAGCCCGCAACUGCCGAGAUCUCAAGUUCUGCCAUCCUGAUCUUAAGAGUGGAGAGUACUGGAUCGAUCCUAACCAAGGUUGCAAAUUGGACGCUAUUAAAGUAUUCUGCAACAUGGAAACUGGAGAGACGUGCAUCAAUGCCACUCCAGGAAGUGUCCCGCAGAAGAACUGGUGGACAAGCCCAGGGCCAGAAAAGAAACAUAUUUGGUUUGGAGAGUCUAUGAAUGGAGGAUUUCAGUUCAGCUAUGGAGAUCCAGAGCUUCCAGAAGAAGUGGCAGAUGUUCAGCUGGCAUUCCUCAGAAUCCUGUCUAGCCGAGCCUCUCAGAAUAUCACCUACCACUGUAAAAACAGCAUAGCGUACAUGGACGAGGCCAGUGGGAAUGUAAAGAGAGCACUGAAACUUAUGAGUUCUACUGACAGUGAGAUCAAGGCAGAAGGAAACAACAAGUUCACAUACACUGUUCUGGAAGAUGGCUGUACUAAGCACACGGGUGAAUGGGGUAGAACAGUCUUCGAGUACAGAACACGCAAGACCAUGAGGCUGCCUAUAGUAGAUGUUGCACCCUUCGACAUUGGCGCUCCCAAUCAGGAAUUUGGUGUGGACAUUGGCCCAGUUUGCUUCUUAUAAACGAAGAAUAAUGCUCAUUCUGAAUCCCAACAAACAAAUCCACACUCCAUCUUUGCUCUUGUUUUAACAUUGUCAACUAUUCUCCUCAGAUCAACUGUAUCCCAGUUAUUUAUUUGCAAAAAAUUUCAGAUUGACAGUGGAGGGGGGAGGGAGAAAUAAAUUGACACAAAGGGUUACCACUUUCUUACUUCGCUUUUACACAAAAUGCAACCAAGUGCUUUUUGUUUUAUUUCUUUCACCCGAACCCUGUCUUCAAACAAUAUCUCCAUGGUGCUACGUUACAACUUCAACACUCAGUACAACAGAACUGUCCUACGUUAGCUGAAUUCUUGCCCGCCCCUCAAGCACUGACGGAUUCCAGCAUCCAAGUUCAUCUUCCAUGAUAAGAUGCAGUUCAUAAAGCUAAAGAGAAUUCCCUGUUUCAACUACCUCAGCAUGGACAGAAACUGGGAUGAGUGCGAUGAUUCACACCGAGAAAAUCCAAGACAUCUAUGUUGGAAUCAAUGGGUCAAUCUGACAUUGGGUCAGAUUUUUGUUGGUUUCCUUACUGAUUGUGGUGAAUUUAGUGCAGGCCAUCAGAAGAAGUGAAUGCCCUCGUGUCAACACCUAAUAUAAUUUUAUUGCUGGACUGCAUUGUGUUUUUAAAAGGGUGCUCCUAUACUUUCCUGUCAUUGCUGGUCAAGACCACUAAAAUUAGGGAAGUGUAAAAAAAAAUUAAUGUGAUGGUGCUAGCUGUGUGAUUUACACUCCUAAAUCUGCAAGCCAGGUUUAUUGACUUGCAUUAAAACAUGGAGGCUUGACAACAAUGGUAAAGGUCUUUCAUUGAAGGUCAUAUUGUUGGUAGGCCGUUUCUGAGGGCUUUUCUUCCUUCCCUCUGUAAAAGUCAAUAAAGAUGCAGAAUCAUGAACUUCUUUUGUCACAUUAACACAUUUAUAAGUGUUGGAGGUUAUCCAUCUUUGUAAGCUUUUAUACGGUUGUCGGUCUUCUUUUUCCUUACAGAGACACAUAAUAAAAUAUUGUAAUAAAACUCUGAA